CUGUCUAUACGAAGUAACCAGCGUCUGAUUUCGCAGUUCAAUCUACCUUUAUGAAACUUGUUGACGCAUUGCAAUUUGUAAACAUGUCAUUUGAGGUCUUCUGUUUUAUCUUAUCGCUCUUAAUAUCAAUUGGAUUGAUUUUUUUAGUAAUAUGGAAUGUGAUUGCUUUUGAUGAUCUGAGAACUGACUACAAAAAUCCGAUUGAUCUCUGUAAUACAUUGAAUCCACUUGUUAUUCCAGAGUAUGGUAUCCAUGCAUUUUUAUGUGUGUUGUUUUUAUUUGGUGGAUUUUGGGUCAUGCUGUUAUUUAACCUUCCAUUAUUAGCUUACCAUAUCCACAGAUAUCUUUCACGUCCUGUUAUGAGUAACGUUGGUAUUUACGAUGCAACUGAAGUGAUGAAUUCUGCAGAACUAAAUCGAUGUCAAAGAGAGGGCUGGGUGAAGCUGGCAUUUUUCUUGAUUAGUUUUUUUAUUUACUUAUACAGAAUGCUGUACGCCCUGUUGUCGUGAGAAGCGUCAAGACAGAUCUUCAAUACUGGCCGUGUAUUUUCUUCUUAUUGUAAAAUUUCUCUUCACCUUUAUUGCCUUUAAAACCAGAUUUCUCAUAAAUCUUGUUUCUCAUAAAUCUUUUUUCAUGAAAAUUCUCCCCAAAUUUUUUUCGUUGAAUUUUUACUAACAUAUUCUUUGUAUUUAUUUUAGAAGGCUUUGUUUAGAAACGAAAUUAUUUCCACAUUGUUCAA
This is a messenger RNA of Hydractinia symbiolongicarpus, 739 nucleotides long. Its product is annotated as protein cornichon homolog 1-like. NCBI's taxonomy places the organism in Eukaryota, Metazoa, Cnidaria, Hydrozoa, Anthoathecata, Hydractiniidae. Gene Ontology annotation, biological process: endoplasmic reticulum to Golgi vesicle-mediated transport. Gene Ontology annotation, cellular component: COPII-coated ER to Golgi transport vesicle; endoplasmic reticulum membrane. The coding region runs from base 51 to 509 and encodes 152 amino acids. The record is from RefSeq and is a predicted model, not a curated record. The transcript has 5 exons.